CCUGCUCCCGCUCCGUCUCCUCUCCGUCGCCCUGGAAAGCGUCUCGCCAUCUUCUCCCGUCUGCUGUCGCCGGUGUCUGGCUUCCGGGACAGGCUGGUGCGAGACGGGGAAGUGAGUCCGCGUGUCGGGAUGCUUCGCGCUGUGCUCCUGUGCGGGUGUCUGUGGCUGGUGGCUGGUGACGACCACCAUGAAGACUGGAUAGACCCCACGGACAUGCUCAACUACGACGCGGCCUCGGGGACCAUGCGGAAGUCUCAGGUGAAAUAUGGUGUAUCAGGGAAAAGCGAAGGCAGCCCUGACCUGCCCUCUGCCGAGGAAUUGUCAGCAUGUUACAGCAGACUUGAUUUGUUGACUCAUCAGAUUGAUGAGUGUGAGAAGAAGAAGAGGGAAGAUUAUGAAAGUCAAAGCAAUCCUGUUUUUAGGAGAUACUUAAAUAAGAUUUUAAAUGAAGCCAGAAAGCUUGGACUUUCUGAUGAAGACAAAGGUGACUUGCAUUAUGAUGCUGAAAUUAUCCUUAAACGACAAACCCUGUUAGAAAUACAGAAGUUUCUCAGUGGCGGGGAGUGGAAGUCAGGCGCCUUGGAUGACGCCCUGAGUGACAUCUUAAUAAACUUUAAGGUUCAUGAUUUUGAAAAGUGGAAGUGGCGAUUUGAAGAUCAUUUUGGAGUGGAUCCAUAUGACGUGUUCAUGGUGCUUCUCUGUCUGCUGUGUGUGGUGAUGUUAGUGGCCACGGAGCUGUGGACCUACAUUCGUUGGUACACGCAGCUGAGACGAAUCUUAUUCAUCAGUUUUUUCUUCAGCUUGGGAUGGAAUUGGAUAUAUCUAUAUAAGCUGGCUUUCGCGCAGCAUCAGGCCGAAGUCGCCAAGAUGGAGCCACGGAAUAACGUGUGUGCCGAGAAGAUGGACUGGGCUGGAAGUCUCUGGGAGUGGUUUAGAAGUUCUUGGACCUAUAAGGAUGACCCAUGCCAAAAAUACUAUGAGCUCUUAGUAGUCAACCCUAUUUGGUUGGUCCCACCAACAAAGGUAGUGGCAGUUACGUUUACCAGCUUUGUCACGGAGCCACUGAAACACAUCGGAAAAGGCACUGGCGAGUUUAUCCGAGCGCUCAUGAAGGAGAUCCCUGUGUUACUCCACAUCCCAGUGCUGGUGAUCAUGGCCUUUGCUGUCCUGAGUUUCUGCUAUGGUGCUGGGAAAUCUAUUAAUAUGCUGAGUUUGUCUGGAGGUCCUGAGAGACAACCACCUGCACUUCAGCCAGGUGACAGACGACAGCCCCGGGAAGUCGACUAUAGGCCCCAUGCAGGAGCAGGUGAUGCAGAUUUCUGUUAUAGGAGCCAGAUUGGGCCCAGUGAGCAAGGCCCUUGUGAAAACUCAUAUGAGGGUAGAAGAGAUGUUUUGAGAGAGAGAGAUGUUCACUUGAGAUAUCAGACUGGCAACAAGAGCCCCGAAGUGCUCCGGGCAGCCGACUUACCAGACGCAGAGGCCAGAGAGCGCCCCGAGGUGCCCAUUCAUAAAUCACCCACUUUGGAUACAAAGCCCAGAGAGACCGGCGGAGCCCCAGCGGCGCAGACGCUGAUGGAAAGCGGCCCAGAAGGCGGCCCGCGGGCGGAGACCGGCUCUGACCUGGGGAGCACCGAGCGCCAGGAAGGCUGCACCGCUGCUGGGGAGAAGGCCCCGCCCAGGACAGACGCCAGAGGCGGCCCCGCCGCGCCCGGGUCGGGACCGAGUCUGGAAGGCAGCUCGAGCGGCUAGGGGGGCCGCGGGGCCUCUGCUGGUUAAGUAUCGGCUUCCACAGCUGCUUGCUCCCCUCUAGGCACUGCACGGAGCCGGCCAGAAUUAACAAACACCUGUAUAUACCUUUAAACACCACGUUUGAUACGGAGACAUCGCAGGAAACUUAGAUGUGCUAAUUGGGGGCAGCUGGUGGCGGGCACCACACUCCCCUCGGGGCGCAGCUGUCUGGGCAUCUGCAGCGGCCUGCGCCUACCCGGCCGACUGCCCUGAAGCAGAUGCCCCCAGGUGGAAGUACUUACUAGGCUUUUAAGGGGAGGCCCGGGUAGCCAGUUCACCUCACUCUUCAGGCACGCCUGCUCGCGGCGGCGGGGGUCGCGGGGCCUGCACCCACACAGCCAGCAGGGUCACCCAGCGGCUUGACCCUUCGCUAGAUACCACUGCACCUUGUGUUAGAGCGAACCAAGGCUCCAAUUGGCAAACAUCUUUACAUAGAAAAGACAACUGAAGAGAGUACAGUGUGAGAUGAUAAUUUAAGCUAUUUUGAAACUUCUCAUUUGAAGCUUUUUGAAAAAGCAGUUUAUAUAUUUUAUACAAAUUAAAUAGCAAAUUUCACUUAUAUCCAUGUAUCCUUUGUUUUAACCUUUAUACAAGUAUGUUUAGCUGCUUAACAUGAAAUCAGAAUACCCCUUUUGGGUUCUCAGAGGCAUCACGAUCUUCUGUGUCGGUAUUUUCUAGUAGAUUGUAGCAUCAUCUUCAGUAUUUUAUUAAGUUAUUUCCCCCAAAGUGUGUGUUUGCAGGUAUUGUAGCAACUCGCUAGUGCAGUGCCUGCAGUCUGGGAGACGGUGACGCCGGCUCGGAGCUCGGCCUGGCCUCGGAGCGCUCCCAGGGAAACACGGGUGACGGCGCAGGAGCGUAACUGCUGUUUGCACUACACCUGUGUGCUCACUACAGAUAACCACGUGGGGUGCAGCCACGCAGGAAAGACAAACAGGACUCGUCACCGCUGGUUAGGGGGCUUGUUUGUGUCCUAGUCCGCACUUAAGUUAAAAUCAUGGGCUGUCUUAGGUUCCUGAGGAAACCAGAAGGGAGUAGGCAGCUUUUGAGUUUUUAAUGAAAAAGAGGUUAAAUAUUUACAGGGUCAAGAACUAGCACAUACACAACAUAAACGUUUUGUCGUUGUGGCUUGGUGGCCGUGUUGCUCCCUGAAUGUCCCUUACCCUACAGCUGAUCUUGGAGUCAGGAGUAACCACCCCCCC
Condylura cristata (star-nosed mole) is the source of this 2987-nucleotide messenger RNA. It is a transcript of the gene CLCC1, whose product is annotated as chloride channel CLIC-like 1. Lineage: Eukaryota; Metazoa; Chordata; Mammalia; Eulipotyphla; Talpidae. Gene Ontology annotation, cellular component: endoplasmic reticulum; membrane. The transcript has 11 exons. The record is from RefSeq and is a predicted model, not a curated record. Bases 130 to 1749 code for a protein of 539 amino acids. Gene Ontology annotation, molecular function: chloride channel activity.